This is a messenger RNA of Aspergillus pseudonomiae, 1599 nucleotides long. RefSeq names its product phytoene desaturase family protein. Gene Ontology annotation, biological process: carotenoid biosynthetic process. The record is from RefSeq and is a predicted model, not a curated record. Gene Ontology annotation, molecular function: oxidoreductase activity. Bases 1 to 1599 code for a protein of 532 amino acids. Lineage: Eukaryota; Fungi; Ascomycota; Eurotiomycetes; Eurotiales; Aspergillaceae. The transcript has 4 exons.
AUGGCCACUGUAAUUAUUGUUGGUGCUGGCACCGGGGGGAUCGCCACAGCAGCACGACUGGCUCAACAAGGGUUCCACGUCAAAGUUGUAGAACAACACGGAUUCAUUGGAGGCCGAUGCUCCAUUAUCUCUGAAGAUGGCUAUCGCUUCGACCAAGGCCCGUCAUUGCUUUUAAUGCGCGAGGUCUUCGAAGAGACCUUCGAAGAUCUCGGUACCUCGCUAAAUCAAGAAGAUAUCCGUCUCAUCAAAUGCGAGCCAAACUAUCGUGUUUGGUUCCCCGACAUGGAUAUCAUCGAGGUAUCGACCGAUCUCACACGCCUGAAGGAGCAGAUCCAACAUCACGAAGGUCCGGAUGGGUUUCCCCGUUUCUGUGCCUUCUUGAACGAGGCCGGUACUCACUAUAACCUGUCACUUGCGCAUAUGCUACGAAAGAAUUUCCCUCGGUUGCUGAGUUUGCUACGGUGGAAUGUAUUGAAAUCACUUAUUUUCAUCCAUCCGUGGACGAGCACAUACGCUCGAGCCGCGCGGUAUUUCUAUUCAGGGAAGAUGCGGCGCGUGUGGACUUUUGGUAGCAUGUACAUGGGUAUGAGUCCAUACCGGGCUCCGGCGACGUAUUCGCUGCUACAAUAUAUUGAGACGGUAGACGGAAUAUGGUAUCCAGAGGGCGGGUUCCAAAGAGUUCUUAGAGCUCUAGCAGAUAUCGGACAGCGAUCUGGAGUAGAAUACAUCCUUAACAGUCCCGUCAAGUCCGUCCUACUCGAUGACAGGGAUCGCUUCGCAAAAGGCAUCGUUCUGGAAGAUGGCAAAGAGCUCUAUGCUGACUUAGUCGUAAUCAACGCUGACCUUGUCUACGCAUACAAUGAACUCCUUCCAAAGACACACCGGUCGCACAACCUGAAAAAAAGACCAGCAUCGUGCAGUAGCAUUUCAUUUUUCUGGUCUUUCGAUGAGAAACUGCCUCCCUUACGAGCACACAAUAUCUUCCUGGCUGAGGAGUACCGGGAAAGCUUUGAUGCCAUCUUCGAGGAACAUCGUAUUCCCGACGAACCGUCAUUCUAUGUGAAUAUACCGAGUAAGAUCGAUUCAACCGCUGCACCCCCUGGUAAAGACGCUGUUGUCGUCUUGGUCCCAGUGGGCCAUUUGACAUCAGAAAUUGGAGGACAACUGGAACAAGAGAAAUGGGAUAUCCUAGUAUCUCAAACGCGCGAAAUUGUCCUGGACACUAUCGAGGCUCGCACGGGGCUCCAAGGCUUGCGGUCCAAGCUGGUCCACGAAACGGUUGAGACACCGCUUACCUGGGAAAAGAAAUACAAUCUCGACCGUGGUGCGAUCUUAGGCCUAUCGCACUCGUUCUUUAAUGUGCUCAGCUUCAGGCCGAAGACCAAGCAUCCGGACAUUGAGCGGCUUUAUUUUGUUGGAGCCAGCACGCAUCCGGGGACAGGCGUUCCUGUUUGUCUGUUAGGGAGCAAGCUUGUCGCUCAGCAAAUAGUGGAAGAUUGGAACAUGGAAAUUGAGCAGAACCCUCGAAUGGGGUUAAUAUUGACAGUAGUGAUGGCUCUGUUGGCUCUGGUGGUGUCAGUUUUCUGGAAGCAGCAUUAG